AUGCAGACGACGCACCAAACGCGCUCUCUUCUCACUCUGAAGAACGACUGUCGUCGUUCUUUUGCGCUUUCCCGAUCGGGAUUCGAGAGGAGGAGAAGACGGACGAUGAUUCAGAGUCCUGGAGCGUUCCUUAAAAAUUGGAAGAAAGAAGAGGAGCAACUCUCGAACGAAUUGGACGAGAAAGGAAACCCGAAAGGCAUGACCGGAAAAGGCAUGUCACAACUCGUGAAAAUGGGCCUCGGCGCCAUCUCUGGAGAUAUCACGGAGAUUAACUUCGACAAAGAGAACGCCUCGAGAGCGGUGGUGAUGGAGUUGGAAGCGAACAACUUGGAAGAUAGCGAAGGAAACCCACUGUCGACGAAAUUUAUGAACAACGACGGGUACACGGAGGAGGAGGACGCGACGACGAAAGGAGGGAUGAUGAACGUGGUCGUGCCGGUCGCGUUGGGGGUGAUUGCGAUUGGCGGUGUCGUCGCGACGUUGAAAGCUCUGGCCUAG
This is a messenger RNA of Bathycoccus prasinos, 498 nucleotides long. RefSeq lists its product with no specific name. The transcript has a single exon. NCBI's taxonomy places the organism in Eukaryota, Viridiplantae, Chlorophyta, Mamiellophyceae, Mamiellales, Bathycoccaceae. The record is from RefSeq and is a predicted model, not a curated record. Bases 1 to 498 code for a protein of 165 amino acids.